Molecule: messenger RNA, 1727 nt
Organism: Lactuca saligna
Lineage: Eukaryota; Viridiplantae; Streptophyta; Magnoliopsida; Asterales; Asteraceae
Source: the annotation of a GenBank genome assembly
UCCUAUAAAAGGAGUGCGUUAUCACGGUAAAGCACGGAUCGAUUUGUUUUCCAAACAAAUAAUGGCACCCAUAACAGCGUUAGAAAAACCUCAUGCAGUAUGCAUACCAUUUCCUGCUCAAGGCCACAUUAACCCGAUGCUUAAGCUAGCCAAACUCCUCUAUUCCACCGGUUUUCAUAUAACAUUUGUCAAUUCCGAAUACAACCAACAACGCCUGAUAAAAUCUCAGAGGUCUCGCAGCCUCCCAUCUUUCCAAUUUCAAACCAUUCCCGAUGGCCUCCCCCCUUCAGAAAACCUUGAUGUUACACAAGAUAUCCCCUCUUUGUUGAAGUCCACCUCUGAAACCUGCCUAACCCCAUUCAAGGAUCUACUUUUGAAACUCAACAAUACCGUUGGGGCACCUCCGGUGAGUUGUAUAGUUUCGGAUGGAAUAAUGAGCUUCACGCUUGAAGCAUCAGAAGAAUUGGGUAUUCCUAAUGUUCUAUUUUGGACUACUAGUGCUUGUGCCUUCCUGGCUUAUACACAUUAUAUCACCCUCUUAGAAAAGGGACUCAUUCCGCUAAAAAAUUCAGUUGAUGUAACCAACGGGUAUUUAGAAACAGCGGUAGAUUGCAUACCGCGCAUGAAAGGAAUCCGCCUAAGGGACAUCCCCAGCUUCAUUAGAACUACAGAUCCAGAAGAUUUCAUGAUUAAUUUCGUUAUCCGAGAAACUAACAGAGCUAAAAAAGCAUCGGCAAUCAUCCUCAACACCUUUCACGAGCUAGAGCAGGAUGUUUUAGACGAGCUUUCUUCGAUCUAUCCUCCUGUUUACACCAUCGGGCCAUUACAUAUCAUAGCAAAAGUUUUUGACAGCGAAGAUUUGCAGUUGCUGAGUUCGAGUCUUUGGAAAGAAGAGCCUGAGUGCCUACAAUGGCUCGACUCUCAAGCAUUCAACUCAGUCGUUUACGUGAAUUUUGGAAGCAUAACUGUGAUGACACCAGAACAACUAGUAGAGUUCUCAUGGGGACUUGCUAAUAGUAAUCAUAAGUUUUUAUGGGUGAUACGACCAGACCUUGUACGAGGAGACUCCAAAGUGUUGCAGGAUGAGUUCCUGGAGGCAACAAAGGAGAGGGGGUUGCUGGCAAGUUGGUGUCCACAAGAAAAAGUUUUAAAUCAUCCAUCGGUGGGAGGGUUUCUGACACACAGUGGGUGGAACUCAACUCUUGAGAGUAUAUCAAGUGGUGUCCCGAUGUUAUGUUGGCCGUUUUUUGCUGAACAACAGACAAACUGUUGGUGGUGUUGUAAUCGAUGGGGCAUAGGAUUGGAGAUCGACAGUGACGUCGACAGAAAAGAAGUUGAAAAACUUGUGAAUGUCCUAAUGGUUGAAGAGAAAGGUAGAGAGAUGAAAAGAAUGGCGAUGGGUUGGAAGGAAAAGGCGGAUUCUGUGGCAUCUCGCCGGACCUUGGAGAACUUGAUCAACCAAGUGCUUCUUCCUGGCGUCCGCCAAUUCAUAUAGUUGAAACCGUUAUCUAAAACCAUGCCAUGUGUUGCUCCAUUUCAUAUUGUUAUUUCCCUUUAUAUCACUUGUUACUAAACUUAAAAAAAUGUUAUCACAAGAGAACCAAAGUGUUCAGUGUUUCUGAUGGAGUCUUCCAUCGUAUAUACUUAUGCUGCUUGUAUUUGUUACCAGCCCUCUAUUGUGUCAUUGAAACUUUGGUGUUUUAAUUAAUUGUGCCUUUUUUUGUUAC